AUGAUCACACGCACCAGUAGUGAGCCGAGUUGUACAAUCUCAUCACCGGUUGAAAGUGUUGUUGUUGUUGAAUCAAACAAUUCCUCUCCUCCGAUCUGUUCCAACAUCCAUACACCGUUCAUUGAUGAUAUUAUUUUUGAAAUUCUUCAUUUCCUUCCAUCAUCAUGGAUCAUUCGAGUGUGUAUGAAAAUUUCAAAACAAUGGAGACAAGUAUCAUUUCAAAUUCCGCUAUCAUUGGCAUUCAAAUCAAAUCACUUCAAACAAGUUCGUGAAUCAAUCAAAUUUUUGGGGAAUUGUGAAUGUUUGACGAAUUUAACUUCUUUGGACCUUAGUUUCAAUCAAAUUGACAAUGAAGGUGCGAAAGAUAUUGCUAUGAGUGAAUGUUUAAAGAAUUUAAUUUCUUUGAAUCUGGAAAGCAAUAGUAUUGGUAAUGAAGGUGUUAAAUAUAUUUCUACAAGUGAUUAUUUGAAGAAUUUGACUUGUUUAAAUUUGAAAUACAAUCGCAUUGACAAUGAAGGUAUCCAAUAUAUUGCUACGAGUGAAUUUUUGAAGAAGUUGACUUUUUUAAAUCUGUUUGACAAUGGAAUUGGCAAUGAAGGUGUCAAAUAUAUUGCCGCAAGUGAAGGAUUGAAGAAUUUGACUACUUUGAAUCUGGUCAGCAACAGAAUUGACAAUGAAGGCUUCAAACAUAUUGCUACGAGUGAAUAUUUGAAGAAUUUGACUUCUUUGAAUCUAAUCAACAAUAGAGUUGGCAAUGAAGGCGUCAAGUAUAUUUCUACAAGUGAAUGUUUUAAUAACUUGACUUGUUUGAAUCUGAGACACAAUGAAAUUGGCUGUGAAGGCGUAAAAUAUAUUUCUGCAAGCGAAUGUUUGAAGAAUUUGACUUCUUUAAAUCUAGGAUUCAACCAAAUUGGCAAUGAAGGUGUCAAAUAUAUUGCUGCGAGUGAGUGUUUGAAGAAUUUGACUACUUUGAAUCUGGGUAGUAAUAGAAUUGGCAAUGAAGGUUUUAAAUAUCUCACUACGAGUGAAUAUUUGAAGAAUCUGACUUCUUUGGAUCUGAUACACAAUCCAAUUAACAAACGGUGA
Naegleria lovaniensis is the source of this 1086-nucleotide messenger RNA. RefSeq lists its product as uncharacterized. Gene Ontology annotation, molecular function: small GTPase binding; GTPase activator activity. Gene Ontology annotation, cellular component: nucleus; cytosol; perinuclear region of cytoplasm. The transcript has a single exon. NCBI's taxonomy places the organism in Eukaryota, Heterolobosea, Eutetramitea, Acrasida, Naegleriidae. Gene Ontology annotation, biological process: nucleocytoplasmic transport; activation of GTPase activity. The record is from RefSeq and is a predicted model, not a curated record. Bases 1 to 1086 code for a protein of 361 amino acids.